This is a messenger RNA of Bemisia tabaci, 1581 nucleotides long. The record is from RefSeq and is a predicted model, not a curated record. NCBI's taxonomy places the organism in Eukaryota, Metazoa, Arthropoda, Insecta, Hemiptera, Aleyrodidae.
GACCGUGUGUCGAUAUGGUUACUACAAACAAAAAGUUGAGUUGCUAGAAAUUGAGCAAAAGAGAAAGGAGACACAGUCUGUGAAAAAACUGGACAUAGAACAAAGGAAGAAAGAACUUGGCAUCAAAGAUGAUUCAUCGUAGCAUUGUUUCAUUCAUAAUUUUGCCGCUGUUAAAAAUUGCGGCCUUAACAUGAUUACAUCAAUUCCCAUCCUUAGUUCAAUUAGUUAAAGCUUUUUGGAGAAUUGUAUUCCGAAGCUGUAAAAUUUUUUCCGGUGAGAUUUUUCAAGAAAUGUUACAUUUUUUGGUGGGAGACACAAGCUCAAGGGUUCAUUCCUGUCAUACAGAUUCCCAGUUUACAGCACAUUAAUUAAUCUAUAGAAAACUUUUAAGAGAGACCUAAGAAUUUGUACCUUUUUUAUGUAAGACUUACGAACCCUCUUCCUACCCUCUCCAUUCAUCACUGUAAGUUCACUUGAGGAACUGAAUUAUUGAAAAGGACAACCAAAGUCCGCCAAAAUGAAUCAGUAAAUGGAAGAAAAAUCAUUGUAAAUGAAACUUAUUCUACACUUGAAUCCAAUUUAUUUUUAUUUUACUGGCUUUUUAAAAGGCUCUAUCGUUUCUGUUACCUAACUGUGUUAAGGUACUAAUUUGUAAUGACAAAUAAAAACCCUGGAAGAACCCGAAAAUUAGCGCAAAAGAGAUCAUUGAUAGAGACAGUCACGAUGCUAAUGUGCAGUACCAAUAUAUUGGUUGCCAUCAUAUGUCAUUUCUUCAAAUUUUACUUUAUUUUAUCUUCAUAAUUUUAUCUCACAUGUUGUUGGCAUCCAAUCAAUUUUAUUUGCCUCAAAAUCUAUGGAAUCAAAUUUGAUUGAUAUAAAGCCUUGAGUGUUGUUGUUGAAGUAUGUCUUAAUGUAACUUUUUUUGAAGUAGAAGGCCAUUAUUUUCCUUCCCAUAAUGAUUACAACAGAAUAGCCCCCCUGGGCUUGUGGGAAACAAAGUAAAAACAUAUGUUAAGGAGGGCCACAAAUUUAGUCUCUUUUACUCUGCAUUAAACGAUUUAGGAGAUAUUCCAUCCUCCCAGUAUGAAGAGACAUUAAUUUUCAUCAUAAUGAAAAAUCAACCAGGACAAAACUUUUGAAAAUUCAAAUUAAGCUUACAGAGCCACAGAUCCCAUGGACGUAGGGGGUGCCUAGGCACAUCUAGAUAUAUAGGAGUGCUUGAAAAUUUGAUGCUUUUUACUCUAAAACAAACGAUUUAGGAGAUAUUCGCAUUUUUCUUGUACAAAAAAGCACCCAUCUUCAUUAUGAUGCAAAAUCGACCUGCAGAAAAAUUCUGAAAUUUAAGUUGAGCUUAUGGGGCCCUAGACCCCGUGGGCCUAGAGGGUGCUUAGGUAAAUUUUGAUAUGACGUAGGGCUAGAAAAUUUGGUCUCUUUUGCUCUACAAUGAAGAGCUCCGGAGAUGUCAGGCUUUACUAUUGUGAACAUGGAUUAAUUUUUACCCCUGGCUAAAGAAAUGCUGUUGUCUUUCACCACUCAAAAUUUGAAAUUUCAAAAAGAACCUGUAGUGAAACAGUGAGUAAA